GUAUUUAUAUAUAUAUAUAUCACAAGAAAGCAAGAAAAAAGUCGACACAAGAAAAUCCUGUCUGGGAGAUGGAAGGAGGGAGGAAACUGGACAGAUGGGGUUAUGAAGUCAGGACUUCUUCAGAUGCUUGCAUAUCUGCCAUCAAUUCUUACUAUCACCAGGUGCUUAGCUACGGAAGGAACAGGUCGGUGAUACUGGAAGCUCCAGAAAGUGAUCCAGAGUGUGUUCUGGGCAACAUUUUGGCUGCCCAUUUUCUCUGCUCUGCUGAUUCUUCACGUGCUGUUCCGCUCAUUAAUGCUGCCAAGUCCCGUCUCGAACAUGCUAGCACAUAUGAGAAGGCAGUGUUUGAAGCUGUGAUGUAUUUGGUUUCUCCGGAUAGAGAUGACGAUCUGGCUGUGGAGCUGCAUUCAAAGCUUUUACAAGAUUUCCCUAGAGAUCUUGUAUCACUAAAGAGAGCUCAAGUUCUAUGCUUUUACAUGGGCCGUGCAGAUUUAUCUUUGAAACUCGUGGAACAGGUCCUGCCAAUAAAUGACCAUGAGGAUUAUAUAUACGGCAUGCUUGCAUUUCCUUUACUAGAGCUCGGUCGGAUGGAAGAUGCUGAGAGAGCUGGAAAAAAGGGAUAUGAGAUCAACAAGGAGGACCCUUGGUCACAACAUGCACUUUGCCAUGUUUACCAGUAUGAGUGUCGUUUCAAGGAAGCAGUGGAUUUCAUGAAUGAUUGUGCACGAUCAUGGAGUCCUUUGUCAUCUUUCAUGUAUACACACAACUGGUGGCAUGUUGCUCUAUGUUACUUGGAAGGCCAUGCUCCUAUGGAAAAAGUACGGGAUAUUUAUGAUGAAUGCAUCUGGAAAGAACUGGAAAGAAGUGAUGCUGUGCCAGUGGAGGUAUACUUAAAUGCCAUUGGUUUGUUAUUGCGUGUGUAUAUACGAGGUGGACAUGAUGUUUUUGGGGACCGUCUAAAGAAUUUAGCCAAUUGUCUGGCAGAUGAAGCCUUUUGGUUUCUGGAGUGGCACCUUGAUAUCUUGAUAUUAUGGGCCUUAUCAUAUACAGGAGAAUUCAAUAAAGCAGAAGAUCUACUUGGGGGCUUGAAAUCCAGGAUUUCCAGAAUGACCAAGAAGAAACAACAAUUAAUGCAGAGAGGACUAUCACUUGCAGAAGCUGUCUAUAAGUAUGGGAAGGGUGACAAUAAGGAUGCAUUGGAGCUUCUUGGACACGACUUUGAUGCCAUUAACUACAAGAUAAUCGGUGCGUCUGACGAACAACUUGAUGUAUUCAUUGAAGUCCACAUAAGUUUACUUCUGGACACUGGAGAAACACUUAUGGCUAUACAAGCUAUUGAAAAACAGUUGAAAAAACGGGACGGUGCACCGUUCUUAUGGCGUCUCCUGGAGAAAGCAUAUUCAAUUUUAGGAAAGGAAGAAGCUGCAAGCUGCGGUGAGAAAGCCAGGACGUUGGAAGCUACAUACUUCACUUAGGUAACUUGUAUAACACCAAAAUCCAUGUACUGUCUGUGCUCUUACAAGGUCAAAAUAAAAGCCAUCUAGUCUUUACCAUGUUCACUGUGUAAUUCAACCAAGAGUCAACCGAUCGACGACGAUCGUCGUUGAGUUUAACUUUUGAGAAAUAACAUGUAUAUAGAAAGAACAAUGGUGGUAGAUAUGCUUCUCUAGACCUUGGGGAUUCUCUUCUGAUAAAGAGAUGCUCAAUAAAGCAAUCCCUUUAUAGGAA
Molecule: messenger RNA, 1728 nt
Organism: Sesamum indicum (sesame)
Lineage: Eukaryota; Viridiplantae; Streptophyta; Magnoliopsida; Lamiales; Pedaliaceae
Product: Tetratricopeptide repeat (TPR)-like superfamily protein
Molecular function (GO): protein binding
Source: RefSeq, a predicted model, not a curated record